Siniperca chuatsi (mandarin fish) is the source of this 1534-nucleotide messenger RNA. RefSeq names its product platelet-derived growth factor receptor-like (gene pdgfrl). Bases 266 to 1366 code for a protein of 366 amino acids. The transcript has 6 exons. Lineage: Eukaryota; Metazoa; Chordata; Actinopteri; Centrarchiformes; Sinipercidae. The record is from RefSeq and is a predicted model, not a curated record.
CCUUUAAAAAGCACUUCACACUCAGAUCCAGCAGAGGGCUCCAGAGUACGUGUUUGUGCUCCUCAGGUUUGGGGAGAGGGAGUAAACAGACGGGCUCUGGAGUUUUUUCCCCUUUUCCUCUCAGUCUGUGAGAGGAUGGAGCUGGAAAUUUAAACAGGGCGCUGGAGCCUGCAGAGUUCCAGCGAAACUCCGAGCCUGACCUCCUUAUCCUACUGAGCCCCUCACCAAACCUCCCUGACAGAGCAGUCGCCCCUCUGACCACAGUAUGAAGCUCUGGGUUGUGUUUUGCCUGGCACUGCUCUGGGUGGAGAUCCAAAAUGGUGCUUGCCAACAAGUCAAGCGGAAAAAAGAUGUAGGAGAGAACCGCAUCAGGCCAGGGGGGAAACGAGUGAAGAUGCGACACCCCAAACUGAAGGAUGCAGGAGGGAAAGGCCAGUCCUUGUUGACCCAGGUUUUAGAUAAGGGACGCUUCCUGCGCCUGGGCCAGAGCACAACUCUGUCUCCUGGGAAGAACAUGGAGCUGCGCUGCAAAGGCAAUUCUAUCGGAUGGUCAUACCCGACCUACCUGGACACCUUCAACGACUCACGCCUCAGCAUCAAGCAGAGUGACAAGUACAGUCAGCUGAUCCUGACGUCGCCCUCUGCUGCUGACACAGGGCCCUACAGCUGCUGGGUGAUAGUGUGUGAUGGCACAGAGUGUGACAAGGACCACGAACGCGACUAUGUCUCAUACAUCUAUUUCGAAGACAAAGACAAUCUCUUCGUCCCCUCUGCCAUCCACUUUGAGAUCGUGUACAUGCGUGCAAACAGGCCCGCUGUGGUGCCCUGUCGUGUGACCAACCCACAGGCCAAGGUGUCCCUGCACAGAGAAGUCCCUCCAGAGGAGAUCACAGCCAACAGGACGCUGGUGACCUAUGACCCCACCAAGGGCUUCGUCUUGCAGAACCCCAGCCCAGAGCAUCAGGGGGUCUUCUACUGCAAGGCUGUGACCAAGGGCACCCCUCAGAUCUCCACAAAGUACCAGCUGCUCUAUGUGGAGGUUCCUAGUGGGCCACCAUUUGUGAGCCUUGAAGCCUCUGCGGAGUCUGUGAGAGGAGGCGACAACAUCAAUGUAACCUGCACAGUGCUGGGGGAGCCAGAGGUGGACGUGAGCUUCACCUGGUCUUAUCCUGGUCAGGACCACCGUCCCGUUCACAUCCAAACUUCCUGGAGGCUGGUUAACCGAGGUAUGAGCCACACCACGCGGGUCUCCCAGAGCGUCAUAACUGUAGAAGACAUGGAGACCAUCGACUUUGGAAACUACAUCUGUAAAGCCAAGAACCAGCAUGGUGAGACAAUUGUGACGACCAAAAUCAUCUCCAAAUAGCCCACAACGGAGCCUGUGUUAUGGUUAUAUUUUGUGCGAGAGUGUUGUUAUGAUAUAUAACUAACGCCGACCAGUGAGACCAGCUGAAGUCGACAUGUAUAUACAUAAAAAUGUGUGUAUUUUUAGAUUGCAGAUUGUGAUAACAUAAUAAAGAUUUACUACACUUUU